Xenopus tropicalis (tropical clawed frog) is the source of this 2368-nucleotide messenger RNA. RefSeq names its product leucine rich repeat containing 2 (gene lrrc2). The transcript is spliced from 11 exons. NCBI's taxonomy places the organism in Eukaryota, Metazoa, Chordata, Amphibia, Anura, Pipidae. The record is from RefSeq and is a predicted model, not a curated record. The coding region runs from base 401 to 1501 and encodes 366 amino acids.
GGAGACUCAGGGAAAACAAUAGUGUCUGAUUAAAUCAUUUCAGCUCCUCUUUUUUUAAUUCCCUGAGACUCUUUUAUUAUGCAGAAAAGAUCCUGAUGUUUAAGCUUCAAGAGACAUUUGAAUGCAUUUGAGCAAUCCCUCAAAUCAGAGAAUAUUCAUUGUUUUAUGUAAAUCUUCCCAAGAACCUAAGCACUGGCUCAGUGAUAAUGGAUUGUUUUGGAAGUGUUUUUAAGACUUUAAUGCCUUUUGCAGAAUUGGAUCAAGAAAUGGCUACAAAAGUGCUGCAGCAUUAAAGGCAUUCAAAGUAUGAAACUUGGACUUUCCCUCCACUAAUGAUAUAAAAAAUUUUGAAGGAGGAAUUGUGCAGUACUUCAGGGAAAGGAGACUUCUAUGUGGCGCUAUGACUUUUGAGGUGAUAGUCAUUGACUUUUCUCGUAUAAAAGGAUUGUGGGAAACUCGUGUCAAGAAGUAUAAAGAAAGAUGCAAGAAAGAAGAAGAAAGGUUAGAGACAAGCGCCUUAGAAAAGAUAAGGCAAGAAUGGAGCUUUAUGCUGGAGUGCAGGAAUAAUGGAAUACCACAAUCAGUGUACUUAAAGAAUGGAUUUGUAGACACUGAACUAAAAAUCUUGGAGAAAAUUGAAAGAAAAUCCCACAUUGGCAGAAAAGAGAAAUCUGAUAAAGAAGACAAAUAUAUUUAUAAGCUUUAUGGAGAGCACUGGGAGGAACUUCCAGAUAGCCUAAGAGAACAAACUCACCUUAAACAGUUGCAUGUUAAUAAUACACGAAUCCAAACCAUUCCCGACUAUAUCCAGUUAUUUCAAAAGCUUAUUGUUCUGGAUUUGUCACACAAUAAAAUAAGAUGCCUUCCGCCUGAAAUAGGUUAUUUGGCAAAUCUGAAAGAAUUUAACAUCAGUUUCAACAAUCUACAAAUCAUACCACCUGAGCUGGGAAACUGUGAAAACCUAGAAAAAUUAGAUUUGUCUGGAAAUUUAGAGCUCACAGAGUUACCAUUUGAGCUGAGUAGCUUGAAAAAGGUCACUUUUGUAGAUGUGUCAGCAAACAAAUUCUCUUCUAUUCCAAUUUGUGUCUUGCGAAUGUCAAGCCUGCAGUGGUUGGACAUCAGCAGCAAUAAAUUACAGGAUCUUCCCCAAGACAUAGACAGGUUAGAAGAACUGGAGACUUUAAUGCUGCAAAAAAACAAGAUAACCUACCUUUCGGCAGAAAUUACCAAUCUUACUAAAUUGAAACUGCUUGUAGUCAGUGGUGAGAGCUUGGUUGAAAUUCCAUCUGCUUUAGAAGAAAAUCCUUCACUGAAGUAUAUAAAGCUUCUUGAUAAUCCAAUUGAAACAAAUGUAUGUUUAGAUGCUAAAGAAGAAAGGGAAAGUACUCAGGAUCAAGAAUAUUUUGAGAAGGAAUUCAUGAAGGCUUACAUUGAAGAUCUUACAGAAAGAGAAACCACUCCCAGGUAUACAACCAAGGUGUCAUUUAAUCUGCAGAUAUAACAUGGGGACUGAAAUGAGUGUUCUCCAGAGGAACUUCUGUUAUUAUCCUUUAAACCAAAUCACACUAUCUUACAAACAACAUGAAGUUCAGAGCAUGAUAAGUCAUCAUGUAUAUGACCGAAAAGAAAUUAUGUACAGAAAAAAUGUUUGUGAAAGUUGAAAUGAGAAAUGUUGUAAUAAGUUUGGUUUUAAAGCUAGUAUGUUUUUCUCUGAAAUUAUGAGGGAAAUGUCACAGUAUGUAUUCUAAAGAUGUCAUGGUACAAAUCAAAGUUAUAAAUUUUAGGUGAGUUUUCCUGCUUUUGCUAAUAGAGCAAACAAACACUAGAUUGAAAAGUGUUCCAUAUCUUGAUGCAAACAAAGAAUAAACAAAUACAAAAUGACUGGAAAACAAAAUAUAUCUAAACAUAAACACGUGCAAUCGCGAACUCUAUAAAUACUCUUUCUGUGCUGCAUCUACUAAACCAAGACCUGCUUUCCCUUUUAUUUCACAAGACAAAUCAAUAUAGCAAGUUUACAUUCAAAUUUAUUGAUGUAUAAGCCACUUUGUGUAGAAUUACCAGUAGCUGCAUGUUUCACUGAAUAUAUCAUGUUAAAAUAAAAUGAAACAGAAUAGGGUAUAUAUUUCCAUUGUCUUGUUAAAGGACAAUGAAAGGUUAAUAUAAAUUACUGCAUAUCUAAAUUCCCAGAUCCCUGCUUGCUUCUCUGAGAUAUGGUGCUGGCAGCCUACAGCAGCGUGAAGACUAGAGUGACAUCACUGAAAUCUCUCUCCCCUUCCUGUAGGCUGCCAGCGGCAGUUUCUAUUCUCUGAGCAUGUGUGUAACUUGAUCCUGUCUCUUGUUCUGAGCUACACAUACCCACCAGCCAAAG